CCGGCAGUACCGCGCAGGCGCCGCGGAGCCGCGCGGAGGAAGUUUGAACGGUGGCGGGCACCGGAGCCGCUGAUGGAGUCCGUGCUGAAAGGUGUAUAUGCAUUUGUAGAAGUUUGGUCAUCUAGCAGAACAGAAAAUUACUCGAAAGCCUUUGAGCAGCAACUUCUUGAUAUGGGAGCAAAAGUUUCAAAAACUUUCAACAAGCGUGUGACACAUGUAGUCUUCAAAGAUGGGCAUUCAACUACAUGGAGAAAAGCACAGAACGCUGGUGUAAAGAUUGUUUCUGUACUCUGGGUGGAGAAAUGUCGAGAAACUGGAGUACGUGUUGAUGAAUCUUUAUUUCCUGCAGCAUACAAUAAUGAAGGGUUACCACUAAAACACAAAUGUAUGCAGCCAAAGGACUUUGUUGAGAAAACUCCAGAAAAUGAUAGAAAGUUGCAGAGAAGACUGGACCGGAUGGCUAAGGAAUUAGCUCAACAAAGGAUAGGAAUUAAUGCAGAAACUGAUAUACCAGUUUUACUGUUUGAAGAUGAUGGUUCACUUGUGUAUAGCCCUGUUUCUAAAAUAAAAAAUCAAUGCAGUGAAAUGGAAAGAAGAAUAAAUGAGAUGAAGGAGAAAAGAGAAAAUCUUUCUCCUACAGCUUCCCAAAAGUUUCAGGUGCCUCUGUGUUGCUCACAAGGAGACUGCCCAUUGUCUACCUCCAUAACUAAUUCAGAAGACACAUUGCAAGGAGAAAAAAAGAAAGACUGCUUGAACUCAAGUUGUGAUGACUUAUUUGGAACUAUUACAUCAAAGAGACAGAAAAAAGAGGUAGAAAACAUCUGCGAUACUCAGACUCGUACUCAUGUUUCUGUGAGUGCUUCAGUGAAUUCUUCCUCAUGUGGCUGUGAGCAGAAGAGCUUAAUUCAGAAGCAAUUUAGCAGAAGAAGCUUAGGUGAUGAAAAUCACGUGUCAGAGUGUGAUGUUACUUAUGGUUCUUGCAAAGUUUUUAAUGGACAAAAAAAUAAGCACAAUGGGAGGGGAAGAAAAACCAGAAGACCCCAAAAGCCAACAAGGACACUAGUCAUGACGAGUAUGUGUUCUGAGAAACAAAGUAUGGUAAUUCAGGUGGUGAAUAAACUUGGAGACUUCUUGUUCUCAGACGAUGUAUGUGAAACAACAAGUCAUGUAGUUACAGGGAGUCCUCGUCGUACCUUGAAUGUUAUGCUGGGAAUUGCUCGUGGGUGUUGGAUUGUUUCUUAUGAAUGGGUUCUGUGUUCUUUGGAAUUUGGGCACUGGAUGUCGGAGGAACCAUAUGAACUUUCUUCCAACUUCCCAGCUGCUCCUAUCUGCAGGCUGCAGCGUCACCUAUCAGCAGGAAACUACCAGCUGAAUCUGUUUGCAAACCAGCCUGUGAUGUUUGUAUCUCCCACCAGCCAGCCACCCUGCAAAAAGCUGAUGGAGCUUAUAGAGCUGUCAGGAGGAAAAAUAUGUAAAGCCCUACGUCAGGCAAAAAUCUGCAUAGGAAAAUACCCAGGAAAGAAGUAUCAGGAAAUAAAAUGUUUAUCAGAAAAAUGGAUUUUAGAUUCAAUCACUCAGCAUACAGUAUGUCCUAUGGAAAACUACAUUUUUCAGCUGUGAGCUAACUCAAGAGCUUCCAUAUGGCUGUAAGGAAACAAGCCCACUUUGGUCUCAACAACUAACUAAGCUGUGAAUAAAAUCUCUAAGAGAAUGCUAAUUACCUAUUUAUAAAUAUAGUUAAAUGUUUUUAUAUUUUUAUUACUUGUGAAAAUGACAAUUUUUGUUUUCUUUUAAUAAAGUUCUUUGAUCAAAGUCAUCAUGCUU
Molecule: messenger RNA, 1824 nt
Organism: Phasianus colchicus (ring-necked pheasant)
Lineage: Eukaryota; Metazoa; Chordata; Aves; Galliformes; Phasianidae
Gene: MCPH1
Product: microcephalin 1
Biological process (GO): mitotic cell cycle
Source: RefSeq, a predicted model, not a curated record